GUAACAAUGAGCUCUACCGUAGCUCCUACGGUAGAUACUUCACUUCAAAUCGUCGGAUACGUGGCACUUCUUCUUUCUUGCUGCGCUUUUGGAACAAUGUUUGUUCCAUUGAGAAGAAGAAAUUGUAAGGAUGGAUUUUUUGUCCAGUGGAUUGAAUGUGGAGUUGUAUUCAUUGUCGGUUGCAUCUUCUACGCAGCACGUGGAUUUCCAAAAUUCGAGCCAAUUGCGUGUAUUGGAGGAUUUCUUUAUGCAACUGGAAAUGUAUUCAGUGUGCCAAUUGUUGAAGGAAUUGGGAUGGGAGUUGGAUUCUUGAUUUGGACUAGUCUUCAGAUUAUUGUCGGAUGGGGAGUGGCAAGAUUCGGGCUGUUCCAAUGGAUUGCCCCGCAGAAUGUGAAAAAUGAUGUGUUGAACUAUAUUGGAAUUGCAUUGACAAUCGUGAGUGGAGUUCUUUUGAUAUUCGUGAAACACGUGGAAACGGAGCCAGAAAAUGAAUAUGAUGUGACCAGCAAGGAAAUGGAACAUCAAGAAGAGAUUGAGCAAAGACUCAGCAAUUCAGAAAGAGAUUCUUCAUUUGAUAUGGCUGGUUUGGCAAAGAAAUUACCUUAUAUCCUUAUGGCAAUGGUUCUUGCGUGUCUACAUGGUUUGAUGAUGUCACCGAUUGAAUAUUUGAAGCAACAGAAUCCACCAACUGAUAGUUUCCAAGUGUUUGACUAUAUUUUCCCAUUCUACACAUCAGUAUUCCUCUUCUCUACACUGUAUUUCUUCGCGUAUUGUGUAAUUUUGCGUCGAAAAGCCUACGUGGAAAGGAAUUUGAUAAUUCCAUCGAUUGGGUACGGUAUUUUAUGGACUACAGGAAUGACACUUUGGUUUGUCUCCAGUGAUAAAUUAUCUCAAGUUGUUGCCUAUCCAUGUACCGCCCGUCUUCCACCGUUAAUUAGUGGAGCUCUUGAUGUAUUUGUAUUCAAGAGUAUUCAAGGAACCCGAUCAUAUGCUACGUUGGCAAUUUCUUCUGUUAUUGGUGUCAUUUCGGUGAUUAUGAUUGCUUUGUCUAAUCAGAUUUAAUUAGAACAGAACCGAACGAUUUAUUGAUCUCAUCUCAAAAUGUUGUAUUAUAUUUGAAAUAAAGUAUUAUUCGUAUCGUUU
Molecule: messenger RNA, 1143 nt
Organism: Caenorhabditis elegans
Lineage: Eukaryota; Metazoa; Nematoda; Chromadorea; Rhabditida; Rhabditidae
Gene: K07F5.12
Product: Transmembrane protein 144 homolog
Exons: 5
Coding region: 7-1062 (351 amino acids)
Biological process (GO): carbohydrate transmembrane transport
Cellular component (GO): membrane
Molecular function (GO): carbohydrate transmembrane transporter activity
Source: RefSeq, marked reviewed